AUGCUAGUACAAAUUAAAACUGUUUUAAGUUAUUUAUCAAAAUUAAUUGAUAGACAAAAUGAUUUAAUUAAAUUGUUAAAUGACAAUAAUCAAUAUUUUACUUUUUUUGCUCCUUCUAAUCAAGCAUUAUUAAAAAAUGAUUAUUUACUUAAGAAUGAAUCUCAUAUUAAUAAUUUUAUAAAUUAUCAUUUAAUUUCAGUUUUAGUUCCACCAAAAUCUUUCUCUGAAACAAUAUCAUCUUUAAGUUCAACAUCAAAAUUUCAUUCAUCACUAAAAAAACCAAGUUUAUCAAAUUUAAUUGAUUCUUUAACAAAUAUAACUGUAUUUAUUACUAUAGAUGAUGAUAAUUCAUCUUCUUCAACUUCAUCAAAAUAUCAUAUAAUUAGUAAUCAAAUAAUUUAUUCCAAUGAUUUUAAAAAUCAUUCAAUUAUUGAAACUUUAGAUAGAAAUCAUUUAAGGGUUUUUAUUUAUAAUAAUGAAUUUAAUGCUGAUCAUAAUUUAAUCAUUGGCGCAACUUUAGGUGCCAUUUCUUCUGCUAUAGUUGUAACUACAGCUAAUAUUACAGAGAGAGUUCCUUGA
This is a messenger RNA of Entrophospora sp. SA101, 579 nucleotides long. The record is from the annotation of a GenBank genome assembly. Lineage: Eukaryota; Fungi; Glomeromycota; Glomeromycetes; Entrophosporales; Entrophosporaceae.